Messenger RNA from Fusarium odoratissimum NRRL 54006, 1161 nucleotides. RefSeq lists its product as uncharacterized. Bases 155 to 1105 code for a protein of 316 amino acids. The record is from RefSeq and is a predicted model, not a curated record. The transcript has 2 exons. NCBI's taxonomy places the organism in Eukaryota, Fungi, Ascomycota, Sordariomycetes, Hypocreales, Nectriaceae.
AGCGCUUAUAAGACAUGUAUAAAUCAGCAUUUCCUGAUUGUUGAAAAUGGUUUCUUUGCUAGACGUCUGAUAAUUCCUACAGCUAACUCUUCUGUGUCUCGAUCCUCACCAGGCCCAGUAACGUUUCUCAAGUGGCUAUACGCGUCUUUCCAAAAUGUCCAGUCCAACGGCAAACGAGGAGACUACCCUCCUUGAUACCUUCGACUCUCGCGAGAGCCACGAAAUCUACAAUAUCAAACCCCAUCCGAUCACCGGCCGCCUCAUAGAUUCCUAUCCAGUCACUCGUACAAAGCCCAUGCGCGUCCUAUGCCUCGGACAAUCAAGAACAGGCACCAUGGCCCUCUUCAUGGCCCUCAAGCAACUAGGCUAUACGCCAUACCAUAUGUCCACCCCCCUCGGAAGCCCCAAGACAAACCUAGGUCUCUGGCGUGAAGCUCUUGAUGCCAAGUUCUAUGGGAAGGGCAAGCUCUGGGGUCGUGAAGAGUUUGACAAGAUACUUGGGCCGUACGAUGCCGUGGCUGAUUUGCCGGCCAUCUGCUUCGUUGAAGAGCUCGUGGCCGCGUAUCCUGAAGUCAAAGUUAUCGUCACUCAGCGCGAUGUAGAUAGCUGGCUUCGAAGUAUGGACUCGACGGGAGGCCGAGUCCUCCGAUGGCCCCUAUGGAAUACUCUCGCAAGAUGGGAUACCGCACUAGCUGGCCCGUUCUGGGAGUUUUCAAAGAAGGUCAUGCCCGCCAACUUUCAUACCAUGACGGACUUCUCUGAUAAGUCACCAGCUCGCCAAGCCUUCCACGAUCACUACGAUCUCGUCAAAAGGAUGGUUCCGUCUGAAAGAAUGCUCGAGUUCAAAGUUCAAGAGGGAUGGGGUCCGCUUUGCAAGUUCUUAGACAAGGAGAUCCCUGGGGAAGAGUUCCCGAAGCUGAAUGAUUCAAAGCAGUUUGUUUUGGCACAUAGUUUGAUGUGGUGGAUUGCUUUUGCCAAGAUGGUUGGAAAAGCUUCGUUCAUGACUGCUGUCUCUGGAGUUAUUGCUUCGGUAUUUGCGAUAUGGAGGUUGAAAUAUGCUGUUAAGAUCGCUGCUAUGCUGAGGCCAAUCGCCGACUUGUCUUGAUUUACUGGGGCCUUUUUGAUAUUCGAAUAGUUGAAUACGGCUUUUUGUUACCGAAA